Pseudophryne corroboree (corroboree frog) is the source of this 4321-nucleotide messenger RNA. Its product is annotated as C3a anaphylatoxin chemotactic receptor-like. The record is from RefSeq and is a predicted model, not a curated record. Gene Ontology annotation, biological process: positive regulation of cytosolic calcium ion concentration; complement receptor mediated signaling pathway; inflammatory response. Gene Ontology annotation, molecular function: complement receptor activity; N-formyl peptide receptor activity. Lineage: Eukaryota; Metazoa; Chordata; Amphibia; Anura; Myobatrachidae. Gene Ontology annotation, cellular component: plasma membrane. The coding region runs from base 179 to 1102 and encodes 307 amino acids. The transcript has 2 exons.
UGGAGAGGAGCUGCGAGUUCUCCCUGCUCUUUCACCAGCUGUCUCAGUACCCUGCUCAUACAGCACUUGGGGACCCUGUGGCUGGGGAGACCGGCUGAAGGGCACCUUAUUCAACUUCCCCCAUCUGACCCCCCAGUGAGGAACAAAAGGAACAAAACCAGGUAACCUUAUUCACGUGAUGAACUCCACUUUAGACUCAGACACCGCCGAACUGCGCCGUGCAGUGCAAGUGGUGGCCACUGUGACCUUCAGUCUAAUCUUCCUCCUUGGCAUGAUGGGAAAUGGCACCGUCAUCUGGAUAACAGGCUACAAACUUCAAAGAACUAUCAACACUGUUUGGUUUUUCAAUCUGGCAUUGGCAGAUUUCAUCUCCACUUUCCUAGUUCUGGUCACUGUCUUGUACUUAUUACUGGACCUCCACUGGCCCUUUGGGCCUAUUUUGUGCAAGCUUGUCAACUGCAUCUUUGGUCUCAGCAUCUAUGCUAGCAUUCUCCUACUGAGCGCAAUCAGCAUUGAUCGUUGCGUUUUCGUCCUCUUCCCUGUCUGGUGCCAAAACUAUCGCAACCCCAGAUUGGUGUCAGCAACAUGUCUAGUGAUUUGGAUUGUCUCCAUUGCUCUGGUACCAGGUUCCUACACCCUUUCGGAGAUGUCCACAGAGAGCAACCGAAGUUCCUGUAAGAACCUAGAUGUAUUUGAGGACUGGGAAAGAAGAGAAGCCGCCAUAUUUACAGUUUGCAUUUUCCUCUACCAGUUCUUAGUGCCGCUGAGUGUUAUUCUAAUUUCCUAUGCUAUACUUCUAGUCACACUCCAUAAGAAAAAACUGAACAGGUCCAGCAAACCAUUUCUGGUUGUCACUGGAGUGGUCUUCUCCUUCUUUUUAUGUUGGCUUCCCUAUCAUGCCUUGGCACUUACUCGUGUGUUUCUUGGUGGAUUGCCACUUUUGGUCAGCCUGGUGGCCGUACCACUCUCCAAGUGCUUAGCUAUGUUCAAUAGCUGCAUCAACCCCAUACUCUAUGUUUUCAUUGGUCGAGAAUUCAAGGAUGCAGUGAAGAGGUCACUGACACAAGUUUUUAAAACUGUCUUUGAGGAAGUCCCACACUAAAGAGACUUUAAACUAUUACUGGGCUGACUCAGAACAUUAGGAGUUAAAGCUAUGUUUGAACUGGAAGUAAUAUUUGUUGAGAUGUAUAGAGUGUGUUCUCAUUCCAGAUGCCAAACACUAAAACUCAACAUGCUCCAUGAUGUGAAAACAGAAAACCACAAAAAAAAUAAAAACCAUCAGGGAAAUUCAAUAUAAGGUCUAGCUAAUGGAAAGUCGAUCAAUGAAGAGGGGACUAUAAAUAAGCAUGGACACCGUACGUAUUAACAUCCAUGACCAACAGGCUCUUUAAAAGUGGAGCGACUCAAUGGGCAAAAUUAAAACAGUGUUACACUAUGAAUUAAAUGAAAACAUAUUAAACAGUUCCAUCAAUUUCAUUAGAGAUGUUCGGAGAUCAUUCAUCAACUCAUUCCUGCUGCAUUUUUCUUAUUUCAUUAAACAAAAAUGUGUUAGAUUAUUCAUUGACUUAUUAAGAGACAAACAAAGUAUGCCAAGACAUUCAGUGCAAUCAAUUAUUUCUGCUAUGCUGAAGAAAAAGUAAUUACAAUGGGCUAAUUCAUUAUAUUGUGCAAUAAUCUACCUAUUAACAAGCUAAAGUAGUGGGUUUUAAAGCCUCAGAGUAAAAUGUCAGUAAAUUACUAACAAAAAGAUUCCACAUUCAGUACCAUCAAGUCUAUUGUGUCAUUCAUUUUUUUUUUAAUUCAAUAAUUUCUCUAAAAAAAUAAUGCAUAAUGACUUAACAGCCUGCUACCAUGAAGUAUUAGUUGUGAAACAAAGGGGAUCCGGUCUGAAGGUCGACACUGUCUAGUUAAGUAUGAAAAAGUUCAAAAAAAGAAAAAAAAAUUGAAAAACCUAUGUCGACCUUUUGACCUGUUGACUUACCACUUGUCAACCUAGAAACCCUGUUGACCUUCCAUCCAUGUCGACCUAGUGACUGUCGACCUAUAGUGGUCGACCUAAACAUUGUCGACCUAGAUACUGUCAAUUUGAUGAUCCACACCCGAAACAAAGAUCUGCAAUGAUUAAUCAUGUGUAGACAAUUGCACAGCACAAUGGACAUACAUUUGUUUAAGCAGAUAUUGUUGAUAAUUCCAUGACAUCGGCAGAAAAGUAGUACGUUAAUGCUAAAUUAUUUACCCUAUUACAGUUCUGCAAUGUUUUUGUAAUGUGGUUGUACUCAAAGAGAAAAAUAAGACUGCAAACACCGUUAGCCUAGGUGCUGGUCGGACAGUAUACUUAUUCAAAAAACUGCUAAGGUGGUUUCGAAAUUAGUUUACGGCAAAGCACUAUUGGUGAAAGUGUGGUUCUCCUUCCCUCAUCCCCAAUCUCAAGGGUUUCUGCUUUAUAAUGAGUCAGCUACACCACAGAAUCAACAUCAAUAAAAAAUCUCUGCCACCUACACAUAUCUCAUAUUCAAGCACAGUUGACUUCAAAAAGAAUUUAGUAAUACAGGUAACCCACAGCAAAAAAAAAAAAAAAGUCAACUACAUUCAACUGUAAUAGAAAUUUAGUGUAAAAACAAUCUUGUAGGUAUGCUGACCUACUUUGAUAACCAUUCGUAGAUUGAUUCCACUGGCCAAAAACCCAUUGUUUUGGUUUGUUAAUAAGAGAAUGCUGGAAUUUUUGCAGAAGGCAGUACGUAAGAUUCAUUGUUCAUAAGAUGCAUAUCACCAACUCCCACCUUUUAUUGUUUUUGAUCACUUAUACUGGUGAUCAAGGGGCUGAUACAGAAUUGAAUAUACACCGAUGCCUAUCUCACAUGAAGUUGCACAGCGAAUUCUCCAAGGAUGGGCACACACAAAUACUGGUGAUUCAGAGUUGUAGACAUUAAAAUAAUAUCUACUCAAAGAAUGGAAGAAGUGAAACUGGGUUGGAAUGUGGCUACUUCACAUAGGCAAAGUUCAAUGAGAUCAUGUUGACACAACUGCUGGCUACAUAGGCCUGGAUGUAACCAAAAAUACCCCUCUUUGGAAGCAUAUCACUUGCAACAUCUCAAGAUAAGUACAACUUGGUAUACCAGCAAAUAUACACAUUCUCUGCUCAAUAUACACCCACCUUACUUCUAACUCUGGUCCAGGACCUAAUACUUUUUCCCAGCAUCCAUCAGCAGACAGGGUUGAGUGUAAGAUGGCUGCGUUGGCGGUUCUGCCGAUCCUCCAGUUCAUUCCUCUGAUGGAGUACAAUACUGUUUACCGUUUCUGUUCGCUUGAUGACGUAAAAUGAAAUGUGACAUUGCAAAACUAGUUUACUUGGAAGCUGUGCAGAACCCAGGGAAAUCAUCCUUAUUCUGCUAUUGUUUGUCUGAUGAUGUUCUAGGCUUAUUGAUGAUGAUAAGGUAUACAUGUACACCAAUUUUUAUACCUGAAAUUAAUUCAUAGGUGAAGAUUUACAUAGAGUAAGCAAGCAUACAUAAAUCCUGGCACUACCUAAAUCUUAAUGUACUGUAAUAUGUAUAAAUCAUAUUUUUAUAACAAUUAUCCCAUAUUUGUUAGUUGUUAAUAAAAAAAACUACAUGUAUGCCAUAUGUGGAUGGUGGAAAUUGCUUCAUUGUCAUCCACUAUGUCAUACAGGAUGUGUUAGUUAUACAGGAAGUGUUUGUUACACAGGAAGUGCCUCUGCAGCAAUAACGUGCAGUGGGGUGAGGCAGAUGAGACAGAGCUUCUCCUGUCAUACUAUAGUAUACUCCAGAGUUUUGAGUAUAAAAAUGAUAACAAAAAUACAAAGAAAAUAUUAUAAAUAUCUUCUUUGUAUUAUUCUAAUCAUUGUUAUAGUUAAAACUCAAGUUAAAAGUGUAUGGCAGGUGAGCCUACCUUGUCCGCACAUCUCUGAUCAAAGUUCAGCAAGUUUCCAGCAGUAUAAACUCCUGUACCUUUGUAUAAUGCCCACAUGAACCCUAGGGUUUAUAUAUAUGUGUGUUAAUCUGCUCUGAUUCUAGCCAGUUUCUCCCCAGUCAUUGUUCAACACUGCUCUGCAGCAAUUGUUCAACAUGAUGCAGCGUGUAAAGACAAACUUCUGCAGCUCUUCAGAAUCAAAUGGUGAUUUUUAAACAGACCACUUUACAAAAUCAAUAAGGACAUUUAACCAUGUAUGGACCAUGUAUGAACCUAAAAGGGAAUCAAUUUAUUUUCAGUACAAAGUUGUCAUUUUCUGUUGUGGAGUGUAAUUGUUUGUAAGUCUUGUACGAUUUUAUAGUUAUUUUUUUUUAAAUAUAUGCUGUUGUUU